Copidosoma floridanum is the source of this 3405-nucleotide messenger RNA. It is a transcript of the gene Pkc53E, whose product is annotated as Protein C kinase 53E. Lineage: Eukaryota; Metazoa; Arthropoda; Insecta; Hymenoptera; Encyrtidae. Gene Ontology annotation, biological process: protein phosphorylation. Gene Ontology annotation, molecular function: diacylglycerol-dependent serine/threonine kinase activity; ATP binding; zinc ion binding. The record is from RefSeq and is a predicted model, not a curated record.
GUAUCAGCGGUAGUAGAGGGCUUGUGUGCCAGCCGAUCGCGCGGAGCACGCACGCGUGUCCCCGAGGUUUUCUCUCGCUCGACCGUACAACCACAGCUUUGUCGGGUGUAUGCGCACGUAAUAUCUUGGCGAAUUGUAUACGUCAUUGUUCAAUUGCUGGUUGUUUGUUUGUGUCCUUGUCGAGGGGAAAAAUCCUGCGCUAAAUCGCAAAGAUUCGGGAGGAGGUGGUGUAUCGAAAAGUGUGCGCGUGCGAUCGACCUCUCUCGCAGUAGCUUCCGCUCUCCGGGUGUGCUCGGCCUUAUCGCGGUUGUCAGUGCGAGGGAAACAAACGAGCGGGUUUCGGCUCGGGGGGAGGAAGGAUAGUCGCUCCCCUGUUGGCUCGGGGAGAAAGAGCAGAAAGGAAGUAGAGGAGUCGCAUUGUCGAGGGGUCGGAUCGGGGUACAGCCAUGGCGAACAACGAGGAAAACAAUCAGGAGGACUCUUUGGGGCCGAACGACGCGAGCACCGCCUUCGCGAAGAAGCUGCGCGGUCGUAAGGGCGCCCUCAAAAAGAAGAAUGUCUACAUCGUCAAGAACCACAAGUUCAUGCCCCGGUUCUUCAGGCAGCCGACCUUCUGUAGCCACUGCAAGGAUUUCAUAUGGGGCUUCGGAAAGCAGGGUUACCAGUGCCAAGUAUGCAGCUUCGUGGUACACAAGCGAUGCCACGAGUACGUGUCGUUCCAGUGCCCGGGUGCCGACAAAGGAGUCGAUUCCGAUGCCGUGAACGUGCCGCACAAAUGGGAAACGUUCUCAUACAUCACGCCAACCUUCUGCGACCACUGCGGCUCGAUGCUUCACGGCAUUACGAAUCAGGGACUCAAGUGCAAAGCAUGUGACAUGAACGUACACAAACGAUGCGAGCCCAGUGUACCGAAUCUCUGCGGAUGCGACCACACGGAAAGACGAGGCCGUUUGGAGGUCAACCUCUCAAUCAGUGGGAACAAGCUAUCAGUCGAAAUCAUACAAGGUCGGAACCUCAUUCCCAUGGAUCCAAACGGAUUGUCGGACCCGUACGUGAAGUUGAAACUGAUCCCGGACGGCGAGAACAUAAAAAAAAAGACAAAGACCAUCAAGUCGUCCUUGAACCCCGAAUGGAACGAGACGAUUGUCGUCGACCUGAAGCCCGACGACAAGGACAGGCGAAUACUGCUCGAGGUCUGGGAUUGGGAUCGGACGUCGCGCAACGACUUCAUGGGCUCUCUGUCCUUCGGGAUAUCCGAGCUGAUGAAGGCCCCGGCCAAGGGCUGGUUCAAACUCCUGACCCAGGAGGAGGGCGAGUUUUACAACGUCCCGGUCGCCGAGGAGGGCGUCGACCUGUCCGAGCUCAAGUCCAAGAUGAAGGUACGAACGAAAUCGGCCUCGGUUGUGAAAAAGCCGCCACCGUCGCACGACAAGGAGGUGCCGCACAACAUGGGCAAGAGCGAUCUCAUCCGCGCUUCGGACUUCAACUUCCUGCAGGUGCUCGGCAAGGGGAGCUUCGGCAAGGUGCUACUGGCGGAGCGCAAGGGCACCGACGAGCUGUACGCCAUCAAGAUCCUCAAGAAGGACAUCAUCAUCCAGGACGACGACAUCGAGUGCACGAUGGUCGAGAAGCGCGUGCUCGCGCUCUCGCACAAGCCGCCUUUCCUCGUCAGGCUGCACUCCUGCUUCCAGACUAUGGACCGGCUAUUCUUCGUGAUGGAGUACGUGAACGGUGGCGAUCUGAUGUUCCAAAUCCAGCAGUGCGGCAAAUUCAAGGAGCCCGUGGCCGUAUUCUACUCGGCCGAAAUAGCGGUGGGGCUGUUCUUCCUGCACUCGCGCGGCGUCAUCUACCGCGACCUGAAGCUCGACAACGUCAUGCUCGACCAGGACGGUCACAUAAAGAUCGCGGACUUUGGUAUGUGCAAGGAGGGCAUCAACGGUGACAAAACGACCAAGACCUUCUGCGGCACGCCCGACUACAUUGCGCCCGAGAUAAUCUUGUAUCAACCCUACGGCAAAUCCGUCGACUGGUGGGCUUACGGAGUGCUGCUCUACGAGAUGCUGGUCGGCCAGCCACCCUUCGACGGUGAGGAUGAGGAGGAGCUAUUUGCUGCCAUCACCGAUCAGAACAUCAGUUAUCCGAAGAGCCUGUCCAAGGAAGCCAAGGAGGCGAGCAAGGGGUUCCUAACAAAGAACCCGAGCAAAAGACUGGGCUGUGGUUCCCAUGGUGAGGAAGACGUGCGCACCCACGCGUUCUUCCGGCGAAUCGACUGGGACAAGCUUGAGAAUCGUGAGGUCCAGCCACCCUUCAAGCCUAAGAUCAAACAUCGAAGAGACGUCGGCAACUUCGACAAGCAAUUCACAUCCGAGAAGACGGACCUCACGCCAACGGACAAGCUCUUCAUGAUGAACCUCGACCAAACGGAAUUCCUCGGUUUUUCGUUCCUGAACCCCGAAUUCGUUCAGUACAUCUAAGCUGCUUGCGCGGUUCGCCACCCAUUUUUUCUAAACCCAAAAGCUUACACCCUCACUCCUUCGAUGCCAAAAGGAAAGUCGAAGCAUCACGAGCAGACCAAAAUCAUGGAAAUCGGUGUGCUUUCCCUUUCACCCCUUCCCACCCACCCCACUGUUGGUUGUACUGUCGACUUUCGUAUUGCAGACCAAUACCUUUUAUGUAUCUCUAUACUUGAACGUAUACCGCAGAGAUGAGCAGUUGAACGGUGACUACGAAGAUCGGUGUCGCUAGAGUUUUCUCUCUCGCGUGUGUAGAGAAAGACACGCGAAAAUCGUUACAGUAUCCGAAUUCAAUCGAUGUUUAAAUACAAUAAUGCGUGCACAACAAAUGACGAGUACACGUGUGAUUAUUGAAUAAUAUUGCAUGGCGCCGAGCGCAAUUUUUCUCUAUGUAUAUUGUCUAUCUCUCGUUCCGCCUCGUUUUCUCGAGAUAUUUCAAACGGCGAGGCUUUCUCGGUGUCAUUUGAAUGGGAUACGUGCGCAUUAUGAUCACGCAAACAAUACGGAAAGAGAGGGACGAUGACGAGUGGAGGAAAAAUUAGUGGCGCGAGCUUUGAUCGUAUUAAAAACGACGCGAAUCGGACAUCAGGGAUCAAUUUGUUUUUGUAUCUCCUGUAUGGGGAUAAUUGUGUUUUUAUUUAUUCAUGCGACAAGACGAAGGACAUAGAGAAUUGUCGAGUGGGAUCGUUAAGUUUACAAGUCGAAAGGGUACGUUGAAACGUGAUUCUCGGGUAGAUGUAAUUUUAAGCGGAUCAAAUGCAUUUACUUCAGUAGCUUCUACUGUCGCCUUCCAAAGUUAUCAUAUAUUAUAAAAUAAUAUCGAAUGAAUGAUUGACGAAACAUAUUAUAUUGCAAGUAAAAUAAAAAAAAAUACAAAAAAUACAAAAAAAAA